This is a messenger RNA of Lachancea meyersii CBS 8951, 591 nucleotides long. NCBI's taxonomy places the organism in Eukaryota, Fungi, Ascomycota, Saccharomycetes, Saccharomycetales, Saccharomycetaceae. The record is from the annotation of a GenBank genome assembly.
AUGGCCACAUAUCUACCCACGCUUCAAUAUGACUCCAACUCCAAGCUUCUGGACGUUCCAGAUGCCUCUGAAGACGUCGAAAUGAACGUCAAACAGAUCAAUAAGCUGACCCAGGAUCUGGUGGCCGAGAGUAAUCCCAAUUUCACACCUCAGCCGCGCGAAGACUCUACCGCAAUGAUCAAGAAGCUAUUCGAAAACGGUCUCAAACAGUUGCAGCAGCAAAAGAUGGCAGAUGCCCUCAAGUCCGUCAACUUGGCCGUGGAGAUGGCCCAGCGCAAACGCGCGCCCUGGGAGGCCUUUGCCGUGCAAUUGCAAGAACUACAGUUUAUGAUGAAAAACAGGGUUGACCUCUGUCUGGUACAGGGCAAGUUCAUGGACGCACUACAGGACCUCGAUUUUUUGCAGAAUACGGGUCUGACGACGUCCGACGUUUUCAUCCGCAAAACAGACGCACUCAUGAAAUUGAAACAGUACGAUCAAGCCCGCGCCGAAGUCGAGCGUGGACUAAGUCUCGAUCCCACCAAUGCCAAACUAAGGGUCCUACACAUGGAAAAUACUCGCAGACUAGCUGAAUACAACGGCGACUCGUGA